AUGCGCAGUCUCGCCGGCUCGCGUGCCCUCGACCGUCCCUUGAUCCGCACCAUGGCCUCCGCCAGACGUCAGGCCGCCGAGACAAUCCCAUCCACUCCGAUCCGAGUCCUCCGCACCGUAGACGCCGUGCGGAAAUGGAGGAAGCCCCAAUAUCUCGACCAUCGGAUCGUGGGGCUGGUGCCGACCAUGGGCGCAUUGCACGAAGGCCAUCUCUCGUUGAUCCGUGCCGCGGCCCGCGAGACCCACCACGUCGUCGUCAGUAUAUACGUCAACCCGGCACAGUUUGGCAUCAAAGAGGAUCUGGCUUCGUAUCCGGUGACGUGGGAGACCGACUGCAAGAUCUUGAGAGAGCUGGAUCGGGAACUGGCAGACGACGGUGGGAACCUCGGCCGCAUCAGUGCCGUGUUUGCGCCGACCACGAGCGAGAUGUAUCCGUCCGGAUUCCCGGGGCAAGAGGUGGACUCAAAGGGCAGCUUCGUCGUCAUGACGCCCAUCAGCGACGUGCUGGAGGGCGGUACGCGACCGACCUUCUUUCGAGGUGUGGCAACCAUUUGCAUGAAACUGUUCAACAUUGUACAGCCUGAGAAGGUGUACUUCGGACAGAAGGACGUACAGCAAACAGUUCUAAUACGCAAGAUGGUCAAGGACUUCAUGCUACCCACGGAAGUCAUUGUUGGCCCGACAAGCAGAGAGCCGGAUGGUCUUGCUCUAAGCUCCCGGAAUGUAUAUCUUGGUGAGAGACGGCGGAAAGUUGCCCCGGUGUUGAAUCGGGCACUUCAAGCUGCAGAGGCGCAAUACUUGAAUGGUGCUGUGGAUCGCGAAUCCAUUUUGAAAGCAGCCAACGCUGUGGCCGUCGAUACCCUGAACGAGCAGAUGACCCUGGCCCCUGAAGAGGGGGUGAAGUACGAAAUCGACUACAUCUCACUGGCCGACCCGUCAACGAUGGAAGAGCUGACUGAGGUCGACCCAAAGAAUGGUGGGAUAAUGAGUGGCGCGGUGAAGAUGCUGCCAGUUGAAUCGCCGCAACCAGGAGAAGACCUCGGUCAUAGUGGAGGCCCGUCGGUACGGCUCAUCGACAACAUUGUGCUGCAACCAUCAACUUGA
Molecule: messenger RNA, 1104 nt
Organism: Anthostomella pinea
Lineage: Eukaryota; Fungi; Ascomycota; Sordariomycetes; Xylariales; Xylariaceae
Source: the annotation of a GenBank genome assembly